AUGUCAAAUACAACAUACGAUGAACUUUGGAAAAACGCACAAGCUAUGUUAGAUGAACUUCUUGAAAUGGAUUCAAGUUUGCAAAACGCUAAACCACAAAAGGAUCGCAAAAAGGCUCAUAACGUGAUUUCGGAAUUAUACGUAAGAUAUGUUUUUGUCUGUAAUAAAUUAGAAUUGUGUUAUGAUCAGAUAAUACAACCGCAAAAACGAGUAUUAAUAAAAAAAUUAUUAGACUCGUGCCUUGGAAGAGUAUUGGAAUUAAAACAUGAAUUGGUGGAAAUAGAUCUUUCGGAAUAUAGCUAUUUCGAUGACAUUCUAAUGAAACUGAACGUUACACCGCAAGAAAUUGAACUUCAAAUACCAAGAUAUUUUAAACGGGAAAACAUGAAAGAGAUCGAUGAAAGGCGAAAAUUUAUAGAAAACACUCUUAGAAAUAUAGGUGCUCUGAAUGAAGUAAUACCAUUAAAACAAAUGACUGAAUCUGAAGCUAUAAGACUUAUACAGGCUCAUGAACGUGCUCGACAGGGCCGAAUAAGAUUUCAAUUUAUGAAAGAGAUUCGUCGGAUGAAAGAGAAGUCUAUAAUUAAAACAGAAGUAGAAAUACAAGAUGAAUUAAGUAAAAUAACAGCUGCAACAAAAAUUCAAAAAGUUUGGAGAGGAUAUGUUACUAGGCAAAAAAUUCGAAAAAGACGUCUCGAGGAGAUGUUAUUAAUUGGGAUGCUUCAACCAAGUCAAGUAGUUACUGAAAAUGCUAGACAAGCUGAAAGAACUAGACAAGAAAGAUAUGAUAAACAAAUGAAAUAUCAAGAAUUAUAUGAAAAUUUGAUGAUUGAAACCAAAGAAAGAAUACGUAAAGAAAAAAGUGCUAUAAUAGAAGAGAAUAUAAGGAGUGAGGUUCGUAACUGGAUUAACAGUUAUUUUCAACAAACAGGAAAAAUUCCUGAUUUGCCAUCUGUCGAGAGUGGUGGAUCUAGAAUUAUAUUGAGUAGGCAGGUAAAAUUAGUAUUUACACUUAUACUCCGGUGUUCCGGAUUUUAA
Osmia bicornis bicornis is the source of this 1038-nucleotide messenger RNA. RefSeq names its product dynein regulatory complex protein 11-like. Bases 1 to 1038 code for a protein of 345 amino acids. The transcript has 3 exons. The record is from RefSeq and is a predicted model, not a curated record. Gene Ontology annotation, molecular function: protein binding. NCBI's taxonomy places the organism in Eukaryota, Metazoa, Arthropoda, Insecta, Hymenoptera, Megachilidae.